GGGUGUUGGAGAGCUUACCUAGGAGCCUAGUAGUUUCAACCCUCAACCCUACCAACCACCCAUCUCGAGCCCCAUCCUGAGCCCAACUUCUUUAAUCCAGAAUGAUACCCUCACUCAUCAAGUAUGGCCUUCGGGCGACCAAACACGCAAAAGAUGCAACCGCAUCUGCAUCGGCCUCUAUGCUGCUUAAAGAACAUUCAACAAAUGGUCCAUUGGUCCGCUCACAAUACCUCGAUGUAAAUCAACUCCAGCGAUUGAGCGCCACGCUUGCUUCUCAUAGCUCGUCUGAUCCCUCCUCCAGUUUCGCAGUAGAGUCGAGCCCUGAUGCCCUUCCCAUUCCUCCCUGUCACCAUCUAGUAUAUUUCACACCACCAGAUGCCGAGGAUAAAUUGGGGCUUGAUGGAUCGGAUACGAUAUUCAACCCGCCAGGAUCUUUUACAAGGAGAAUGUGGGCUGGCGGGGAAUUGGAAUGGGUGGAUGGGAAUAAACUGGUGACGGGGGAGGAGGCAGAGGAAACGACGACAUUGAAGAGUGCAGAAGUGAAGAAGACGAAAGCUGGGGAUGAGAUGAUAGUUGUAGGGGUCGAAAAGACAUUCAAGAAUUCCAAGGGACUUGCGCUUGUGGAUCGAAGAAAUUGGCUAUUUAGACAAGCAAUUGAUUUUAAUAAUCCCCCUCCCCUUCCGCCACUCCCUUCCCUCAUUCCAGUUCCUGCCGUCAAAUACGAGCACACUAUUACCCAUUCACCAAUAUCCCUCUUCCGCUUUUCUGCCUUAACUUUCAACGCGCAUAAAAUACAUUAUGACCGGGACUGGUGUCGGAAAGUUGAGGGACAUCGAGAUUGCGUCGUACAUGGCCCGUUGAACUUGAUACACAUGGUUGAUUUCUGGAGGCAUAUUAUAGGAAAGAGUGAGGGGGUCACAGGGAAUGAUAAGCUUACAGUACUUUUGCCCAAAAAGGUUACGUAUAGAGCUACGAGUCCAUUCUAUGUGGGAGAGAAGUACCGGAUACUCAUGGAGGAGGAGAAGGAAAAGGUCUGCAAUAUGAAGAUUGUCGAUCGGUUUGGAAUUGUGGGAAUGGUAGGCAAAAUUGAGAGGUGAUGUUAUAUUGUGGAAUGUUAUUAAUGCCCGAGGAAAUGUUGUGCUAUACAACUAUGACGAACAACAUUGAGCAUGUUCUACUGGAUACAUCCACCAAUCCUUGCAUUCUUGUCAUUGUCAGGAUGCUGCGUGCAUGUCUUCCCUGGUCUGUAUUGUUUU
Botrytis deweyae is the source of this 1256-nucleotide messenger RNA. RefSeq lists its product as uncharacterized. The transcript has 2 exons. Gene Ontology annotation, molecular function: (3R)-hydroxyacyl-[acyl-carrier-protein] dehydratase activity. Gene Ontology annotation, cellular component: mitochondrion. Bases 102 to 1097 code for a protein of 331 amino acids. NCBI's taxonomy places the organism in Eukaryota, Fungi, Ascomycota, Leotiomycetes, Helotiales, Sclerotiniaceae. The record is from RefSeq and is a predicted model, not a curated record.